UGCCGGCGCGCAUGCGCGGUGACGGUGCGAUGGAGGAGCGGUGGGCUGGCGUCGGCGCCGCUUCGCCUCCGGAGGCCUUUUAAACACAAAAAGGGACGCGUCGUCGCAGCGCACUCUCAACCCGCGUCUUCCAGAAACAGGAUGGCUGUAAAUUGGAUUGGAAGCCUUGUUUCUAUUAACUGUGGAGAAACUCUUGGUGUAUAUCAGGGUAAAAUUUCUGCUGUGGAUCAGGCCAGGCAGACGAUAUCUUUGACACAGCCAUUCCGUAAUGGGGUGAAAUGUUCAGUUCCUGAGUUAACUUUUAGUGCAAUUGAUAUCAAGGAUCUAAAAAUAUUGGAGCUCCCGAAUUCACAUUUGACUACAGGCCUAGCUCAGUCUUCAGUGUUCACUUCUAGCAAUUUAUCUCACAUUGCUUACUCAUCUCAGAAUGGAGCUGGCAAAGGUGUAAAGAAACCCAAUUCUUCAGGAACAGCCCCACAAGCAAUUCCACGUCGUGCAGAGCUCAAGGUUCAGGAUCUGGUCACGUCACCACAGCAGUAUUCGAAAAGCUAUGUGGAUCGUCACAUGGAUUCUGCCCUCACACCAUCUAAAGCAUUUCGUCGAAGACAUAAUUCUUGGUCCUCCAGCAGCAAGAUUCCUAAUCAAGCUACGCCAAAGAAAAAUGGAGUGAAAAAUGGGCCAAUGAAAAAUAAAGAUGACGAAUGUUUUGGGGAUACAAUUGAAGUAAUCCUCGACACAGAUUUUGAUUUUGAAGGCAACCUAGCACUCUUUGACAAAGCGGCAGUGUUUGAGGAAAUAGAUACUUUCGAAAGGCGGAAUGGAACACGUUCCAGGGGGACUCCCAAUGAAAAGCCAACAAGAUAUCGCCAUGAUGAAAACAUCCUGGAAUCUGAGCCCAUUGUCUACAGACAAAUCACGGUGCCACAGCAUAGUGGUAGAGAAUAUUGCACUGAUUCGGGAUUAGUUGUCCCUAGUAUUUCAUAUGACUUGCACAAGAGGUUGCUGGCAGCUGCAGAACGACAUGGCCUAUCAUUGGAACGCAGACUGGAAAUGACUGGCGUGUGUGCCGGACAGAUGACACUAACACUGCUGGGUGGACCUAACAGGUUAAAUCCCAAGAACGUCCACCAACGACCUACAGUUGCGUUACUGUGUGGACCACACGUGAAGGGGGCUCAAGGAAUCAGCUGUGGGCGCCAUCUUGCCAAUCAUGAAGUGCAGAUUAUUUUGUUCUUGCCCAACUUUGUGAAGAUGCUGGAAUGCAUCACCACCGAACUUCAACUUUUUAGCAAGACGGACGGCAAGCAAGUGGCGAGUGUGAAAGACUUGCCAGACACUCCUGUUGACUUGGUGAUCAAUUGCCUUGACUGCCACGAGAACCCAUACCUUCGCGAGCAGCCGUGGUACAGAGCAGCCGUCGAAUGGGGCAACCAGAACCGGGCGCCAGUGCUAAGCAUCGACCCGCCCGUGGGUGAAUUGGAGCACGUCAUCGAUGCCAAGUGGUCUUUAGCUCUUGGCUUGCCUUUACCACUGGGAGAGAGUGCUGGGCGCCUGUAUCUGUGUGAUAUUGGGAUACCAAAGAAGGUUUUCCAGGAAGUGGGAAUCUCCUACCACUCGCCUUUUGGCUGCAAGUUUGUCAUACCUUUGCACUCUGCAUGAUCAUGGCUCGGUGCAGAAGAAGAGGAAUGUACAAACUGUAAAACACUGCGGUGACUGGCAGCGAGAAAAGUAUGGCGAAGAAUUUGAAGCCUUAAUGGACAACUGACUUGGGUUUAAAUGAUCUUUAUUGUAUAACGGAUUGUUUUUUGACGCAAGGAGAGCAGAGUGUCCUGUUGCAACUUGUGCAAUACCACAUUCCAGUAAGGGAUGGUUGUGCUCAAGGCGGUUAUUGCUUUGCAUUUUAGCCAUGUCCCUAUGCAAGUUACUGUGCUUUUACUCAGAAGGCUGCGCACAGUACUCUUCGUGACAUCUCUAAGUUCUUUAGCAGUGUUAGAAAGAGAACCAACAUGGGGUGUUGUUGAAUUGUCCCACGGCCCGUUGCUGUCGUGUGGAGAAUUUUCAUCUCAAACUUGAACAGGCUUAAUAACUGGGUAGUUAUUCAUAAAGGAGGACGAGACAUGGUGGCAUAGACUGUGUAGGAAAGAAACGUGGCAGAGACUGUUUACUUUGUACCAUUUUAGAAUAUUGUUGGAAUAUUGUGUCAGUAACGAACAGGCUGAUGGUUUGAAAUAAUUCUAAACCCUGUUUUACAAUGCAGCUAAAAUUGGCGGAAUACUGACUUUUCAUCCUGCACAAGGUAUCAAAACACAUGAAUUACCAUCUCUGGAAUGCAGGAAUGGCAUUAUCUUGCGUAGUGCAGACUGGAAAAUAACUCCAGUGAAAAUGCAAUUUUGAAGGAACGAAAUAGAUGCAUGAUUCUUUUUCGGACUUAAAUUGGAUGAAUUUUUUUCAACAGUAGUUCUAGUUUCAAACAUUCCCAGUCUUCAGGUGCCAUUUUGAAUGGAGUACCAGCUCCAUUUCUCUAGUGGUCGAAUUUUAAAUCUAUCUGAUAUGAGAUGGCUUUAAGAAUAAUGGGUAGGUAUAGUAAAACUAAUCUGAACAAGGAUUUUGAGUGGGAUCCAAUGUUCAAGAUAAUCCUUUACUGUGAGCUAUCGGAUAUCAGUUUAAUGAUUGUGUGACUUUUGAGGGAAGGAUAAGGGUUUAGUUUUGUUUGCCAGCUUAGUUACUGGUAAGUACAGAGUGUUUCUGCACAGUUAUAAUGGGGGAAGGGGACAGCACGGAAUUAGUUUGGUGGGCAUUAUUGUAAUAAAACAAGUCCUUUCAGCAAGGAAAAGGCCAAAUGCCCAUCAAAUGCAGCUGAUAUGAGGAAACGCAAAGGUGAGGCUGUUUUCAAAGUUAGGCAGAGUUGCAAAAUAUAGCAGAGCCUGGAGUCUAGCUCAAAAUAUAUACAAAAAACUGAAGCCAGCAGUAUAAACAGACCUUCUUUGUGCCCAUAAUCUAAUGAAAUAUUUAAUGUAACUUUGUUAUGGUUAGAUUAACAGAGAAUUGUGGUAUAUGGAUGAAGAUUUAAAAAGGUA
Molecule: messenger RNA, 3077 nt
Organism: Amblyraja radiata (thorny skate)
Lineage: Eukaryota; Metazoa; Chordata; Chondrichthyes; Rajiformes; Rajidae
Gene: edc3
Product: enhancer of mRNA decapping 3 homolog (S. cerevisiae)
Exons: 7
Coding region: 142-1659 (505 amino acids)
Biological process (GO): P-body assembly; deadenylation-independent decapping of nuclear-transcribed mRNA
Cellular component (GO): P-body
Molecular function (GO): mRNA binding
Source: RefSeq, a predicted model, not a curated record